AUGUUCUCCUCGUUUUUCUCAACAUCUGCCCCAGUUGAUCCCACUGCGCCGACCUUCCACCCUGUGUCACCUCCUCCUGACCAGACGUUUGGACCUUUGGAAGCCAAGGACAACGAAUGGCUUUGCGCUAACUCUGGUUUCACGACCGAAACACAAGUAUUCUACACGAUCGGCGACGAUGGGACUUUCAUGAUCCUGCAAAUUAUUCAUUCGGCCGUUGGCUUGUGGUACCCGACCAUCCAGUUUACCUGCAAAAUCUACAACCCAACUACAAAGGAAACGAUCUGGAAGUCCAUCAACGUCAAUAACUUCGUCAACCCGCCACCAAAUCUCGAUAAACGUUCAUGCAAGGCGGACGAAUUCUCGGUCACCCACAAGGCCGGCGCUCCCGACUCUGAAUACCCCGAAUCAUAUACUAUUCGGGCAAAUUUGGCUGCCGACUUACAAGUCUCGUUGGAGAUUUCCCGACCCAAGUUGGUACAUAGCUGGAAGGUCGGACCUGGGGAGAAGGGUGGCUACUCGUACUUCGGAGCAGAUCUGGCAAAGCCUGAUGGCUAUGUUGUCCAUCGCUUCUGGCCUCGCUACUAUGCAACGGGUCACAUUAUCCGUAAUGGCGCUGCCGAGUCACUUCAAGGGGCGGGUAUGUUUGUUCAUGCCAUUCAAGGCAUGCGACCAAAUCUGGUCGCCGCGGCGUGGAAUUUUGCUCACUUCCAAAGCACACAACUUGGUGGAGUGUCGGCUCUUCAGAUGGAACUGACAACUAUUCAAGGCUAUGGAAAGAAGGGGGCAGAAUCAGGAGGUGUCGUCCUCAAUAUCGGUUCAGUGGUGGUGGGAGACAAGUUGGCUGCGGUGACCGCAGAAACGCGCUAUCCAGACGAAGAAGUGAACGAUCAAGCACCAGUCAAAUCCAGAGCCACCCAACUCAAACCACAACUUGAUCCAGAAACAGGCUAUGCUGCGCCGAGUGAACUGGAGUAUGAAUGGGCCGGUUUGUCGUUGCUUGCUGAGUCACCCGGGACGUAUACCGCCAAGGUUCACAUUGAUGUUGGCAACCACGAGAACCCCAAAGGUCUCGUUGAGAAGGUCGAUGUCCUGGCAGAAAUUCCAAGGGUAAUCAAGCUUGCCGUCAAUUACGUGGCCGGCACCAAGCCUUACAUCUAUCAGUGGUUGAACCCUGCAAAGCUGACCCUCACUGCGCCUGGAAGCGAGCCAACAGAAGUGGAGGGCACUUUAUACAACGAGGCAACCUUCAUAUCAGCGUAG
Molecule: messenger RNA, 1263 nt
Organism: Mycena indigotica
Lineage: Eukaryota; Fungi; Basidiomycota; Agaricomycetes; Agaricales; Mycenaceae
Exons: 4
Coding region: 1-1263 (420 amino acids)
Biological process (GO): response to oxidative stress
Cellular component (GO): cytoplasm
Source: RefSeq, a predicted model, not a curated record